AUGGGAUAUUGUUUUUCCUUUGAAGAUGAGAUUUCUCAUAAGUCUUCUCCGUUUCCUACAUCUUCAUCUGUGAAGUUCUCAAAUUUGGCUUCUUUUUCUAUAGUUGAUUGCAACUUGAAUGGAACAUUUCCUAAACAGAUCUUCCAGGUACCAACACUAAAGACUUUUGACAUAUCCUACAAUGAAUUACUUGACGGUUCUUUCCCAGAAUUUCCCCCAGAUAGUGAUCUGCAAAGUCUGGUGCUUUACUCCACAAAUUUCAGAGGGAGUUUACCUGCUUCUAUUGGCAAUCUUGGGCAGUUAUCAAGAUUAGAUCUUGGCAAUUUUCAUUUCAGUGGACCACUUCCAAAGUCAUUUUCAAAGCUCACCCAACUUGUUUAUCUUGAUUUGUCAUCCAACAGCUUCACUGGUCCACUCCCAUCUUUCCAUUUGUUCAAGAACUUGACCGAUUUGCGCCUUUCUCAUAAUGGCUUCACAGGUCCAAUUCCGUUGGCUCACUGGGAAAGUUUCUUGAACCUUGUCAAUGUUGAUUUGAAGAAUAAUUCUCUGAAUGGAAAUAUUUCUUCAUCUAUGUUUGCCAUCACUUAA
Ziziphus jujuba (common jujube) is the source of this 588-nucleotide messenger RNA. Its product is annotated as receptor-like protein 53. The transcript has a single exon. Gene Ontology annotation, molecular function: protein binding. NCBI's taxonomy places the organism in Eukaryota, Viridiplantae, Streptophyta, Magnoliopsida, Rosales, Rhamnaceae. The record is from RefSeq and is a predicted model, not a curated record. Bases 1 to 588 code for a protein of 195 amino acids.